AUGGUACUUCGAAAUCGAAUAUCUGCUGUCAAUGAGCUCAUUGUUUGCAAAUCUCAUGAGAAGUGUAACCCCAUGUGUUCUUCAAACAUUCUUAACGAUCCAAGAAAAUGUAGAUCCAAGAAACAGUUUGAAAUAUUAUUUGAUUUUCUUGGUCCAGCAAAAUAUGAAUUAAAUUACUGGAAUUCCAUAUAUUCCAAAAAUAGCACACAAAAGCAACCAAACCAAUUUUUUUUGAAUAUCAAAGAACAAUUAUUUGUUACUCUUUUAAGACUUCGACGUGGCUAUAACAUUGUCACAUUGGCUCAUAUGUAUAGUGUCAGUGAGUAUAACAUACGUAGAAUUUUUACAACUUGGAUAAUGUUUCUGUUUCAUCACUUUAAAGAAUAUGAAGUUUUAAUGUUUCCACCUCGACAACAAUUUAAACAGUUUCUUCCUUCAGUUUUUAAAAAUUUCACAAACAUAAGAUGUUCAGUUGAUUGCACUGAAUUUUUCUGUGAAAUGCCACGUGAUUAUGGUAAGCAAGGCAAUAACUAUUCUUCGUAUAAGCAUCAUUGUACUAUGAAAUGUCUAAUUGCUGUAAAUCCUCAUGGAGCUGCUUGUUUUGUUUCAAACCUUUUUGAAGGAAGUAUUGAUGAUGUCACAAUCUUUCAACAGUGUGGCAUUUUAUCUUUUAUUAAUCCUGGUGACAGUUUAUUAGUGGAUAAAGGCUUUACAAUACAAGAUCUCCUGCUGCCAAAACAAGCGACAAUAUACAUCCCUGCAUUUUUUGGAAAACGAAAAUCUCUUACUAAAGAAGAGUUAAUUGCUAAAGCACGUAUUCAUAUUGAACGAUUUAAUGAACGUUUAAAAAAAUUUAGUUUUAUCAAUGGAACCAUUCCACAAAAACCUAGCCCUAUUGCUUCACAGCUAGUUUACGUUGCAGCUUGCCUUGUUAACUUUCAAGAUUGUUUAUGCAAGUAA
Messenger RNA from Hydra vulgaris (swiftwater hydra), 960 nucleotides. RefSeq lists its product as uncharacterized. The record is from RefSeq and is a predicted model, not a curated record. Lineage: Eukaryota; Metazoa; Cnidaria; Hydrozoa; Anthoathecata; Hydridae.